AUGAGAAAAUCAUCUAACUUUAAGCCCAUGCAUUUCUAAGAUCAGGAGCUAUCUACUCUUUCCCCAAAGCAACUCAUUCCAUACGAGACAAAUUUAUCUUAAAAUGAUAUUAGAGUUGAAAGAGUAGGUAUAAAUUAAAGACACAGAGUGAACAGAUUGAUAAAAGAAAAACAUAACUAUAACUUUAUCAGAGCAAGCAUUGAAACCCCGAGACUUGAAAAAGCAAGUGAAAAAAACCAGCAUUUUAUAAAAUCGCCUUUAUCUUAUCGGCAAAACAAUUACAACAGUCUUAGUAUUUCGCAGAAUCUUGAUAAAAAACUAAAUUUACCAUAAAAUCCAAGUAAUAGUCUUAAUUUUGCAUCAGCAAACUCCCAAUAAAAUACUAAAAUGGAAACUACAUUUUCUGAUUCUAAAGGAUUUUCAAAUGCCAACUCAAAUCUGUUCAACCAAUUGACAAAUUGA
This is a messenger RNA of Stylonychia lemnae, 462 nucleotides long. Lineage: Eukaryota; Ciliophora; Spirotrichea; Sporadotrichida; Oxytrichidae. The record is from the annotation of a GenBank genome assembly.